AAAUACAAAAAGAUCGCACCCCAAAAAAUCUAAUAGAAUCUGCCCUCCCGGAAGUAAUUCUGUUUGCGCAUCCGCAUAUGUGUUGACGGUACUUGUUUAUUUUCUCUUAAACAUGGCCACCAUAGCAACCGCAUGACGCCAAGACAAACUGCCCAUGCCGGAAGAAGAGUCUUGUGACCACCAGGCUACUACGUCUUGUCUGGCCGGUAAGACAUGAGGAUGACGGGUAAGACAGGCAGAAAGUUGUACACUUUCAGCGAGAAGCAGAGAGAAUCAGGAUGCAAUGACAGAAAUGGAUGCCCCUCUUGCCACUCCUUGCAACAUCCAGAUCUGUGAGGUGACCUGUGACUCUUUCCGCAUCAUGUGGAAUAUGCCUCCAGAGGACACGGCAAGAGCAACGCAUUUCUUCAUCGACCUGAGCCGCAAAGAGAACAAGCAUCCAAACCGCUUCAAACACAGGGAUGUCCCAACCAAGCUAGUGGCCAAGGCUGUCUCUCUCCCCAUGGCGGUGAGAGGACAUUGGUUCCUCAGCCCGCGGACAGAGUACUGUGUUGCUGUUCAAACAGCUGUCCGGCAGCCAGACGGUGACUACCUGGUGUCAGAGUGGAGCCCAGUGGUGGAGUUCUGCACUGGAGACUACGCCAUGGAACACCUUCAGCAGCUUCUUGACAAGGCCAAUGAUUCUGCAGGACGACUGCUGAGAUUCUCUGUGUUUUAUCGCAACCAGCAUCCAGAAUACUUUGACUAUGUCAGGAGGGAAUGUGGGGGACUGAUGCGUCCAGCCCUAAAAGACAGCAGCGGGAGUCAUGGCUCUCCAAUCAAUGGCAAACUCCAUGGAGUCUUCUUCAGCUGCAACACAGAGUUCGACACGGGGCUUCCUCCCAGAGACUCUCCGUAUGGCCCUCUCAGAUUCCAAAUUCCUGCUGGACACCUGCUGAACCCAAACAUCAGCUUGUACUUUGCAGACUUUUACUGCAUGUACACAGCAUAUCACUACGUGGUGCUGGUGCUUGCACCUGUUGGCACAGAGGGAGACAACUUCUGUCGCACGCGUCUCCCAAGGCUGGACUUGGCCUCCAACCCCUUUUUGACCUGCACUGCCUCCCAGAGGCAGGGAGAGGAGCCUGUGUAUUGCCAUGCCAGUGAUGUGAUCAUGGAGGUGCUUUUCACAGAGCCAGUUAAUUUAGAUCAGGGAAGCGUGGAGCAGAUCAGUGGGCACCACCAGCUCAUGAGUCUGACCACAGCCAAUGCCAAGAAAGAUCCAAGCUGCAAAGUGUGCAAUAUCAGCGUGGGGCGCUGAAGGAUGGCCUGAUAAGUUGAUUUUGAGUCUGCAUUGCAAAAAGACCCAUAACUGGACAAAACAACAGAGCUAAUUAUGGGCUAGUCAGAGCAUGGUGGAAAAAAACAUCUCAUGGAAUAUGUUGAAGGUGCUUCCCACCUCCCAUCCUACCCAAAGUAGAAGAGUGUAUUUUUUUGCCUCCUUGGAUAAUGUGUAAUACAGAUCUCUAUACAUUCUC
Messenger RNA from Girardinichthys multiradiatus, 1517 nucleotides. RefSeq names its product phytanoyl-CoA hydroxylase-interacting protein (gene phyhip). Gene Ontology annotation, molecular function: protein binding. The record is from RefSeq and is a predicted model, not a curated record. Gene Ontology annotation, cellular component: cytoplasm. The transcript is spliced from 6 exons. NCBI's taxonomy places the organism in Eukaryota, Metazoa, Chordata, Actinopteri, Cyprinodontiformes, Goodeidae. The coding region runs from base 284 to 1300 and encodes 338 amino acids.